This is a messenger RNA of Mytilus trossulus (common blue mussel), 1625 nucleotides long. Its product is annotated as ceramide glucosyltransferase-like. The transcript is spliced from 9 exons. NCBI's taxonomy places the organism in Eukaryota, Metazoa, Mollusca, Bivalvia, Mytilida, Mytilidae. Gene Ontology annotation, biological process: glucosylceramide biosynthetic process. Gene Ontology annotation, molecular function: ceramide glucosyltransferase activity. The record is from RefSeq and is a predicted model, not a curated record. The coding region runs from base 80 to 1258 and encodes 392 amino acids. Gene Ontology annotation, cellular component: membrane.
GCAUGCGCUGACGUCAUUUCGUUGUGCAUUUCCUCUUUAAACAGACGGGGUUAACAUCUAUCGUCAAAAUGAACUUAAUAUGAGCGUAGAGCAAUAUUUUGCUGUAGGAUUAGCCAUUGCUAUUGUAGGAGGAUGGCUUUUCGAUUGGCUUAUGCACACAGUAGCUAUUAUAUAUGGAAUACGACGUUUACAUCGACAACUACCUACACCUUCCCCGGAAGACCUCCCGGGGGUAUCUAUCAUUAAGCCUCUUGUUGGUGUUGAUCCUCAUCUGUAUGCAAACUUAGAAUCUUUCUUCAAAUUACAAUAUCCCAACUUUGAAAUUUUAUUUUGCGUUCAAGAAGAAAGUGACCCUGCUAUAAUGAUUGUUCAGAAAUUGAUGGAACUUUAUCCUAAAGUAGACGCUAAAUUAUUUAUAGGAAUUAAAUAUAUUUGUCCAAACGGAAAAAUUAACAAUAUGAUCAAAGCCUAUGAAGCAGCAAAAAAUGAAAAUCUAUUGAUCUCAGACAGUUGUAUCAAAAUGAACGAGAAUACUUUAAUGGAAAUGGUUUGUUGUCUGAAACCUGAUGUUGGAAUGGUUGUCCAGAUGCCAUUCUUUGAAAAUCGUCCAAAACUGGGAUUUGCCAGUGUUUAUGAAAAGGUUUACUUUGCGACUUUCAAUGCCAGAAGUACACUUGGUGGUUUUGCUACAGGAAUAAAUGCCUGUACUGGAAUGUCGUGUUUAUUUCGGAGAGAACCUGUUGACAAAGCCGGUGGGUUAGCUCCCUUGGGACAAUAUCUCUCUGAAGAUUAUAUUCUUAAUCACACUAUUACACAAGCUGGUUACAAAUCAGUCCUAUGUACAUCAACAGCUCAACAAAAUAGUGGCUAUUCAUCAGUAGGCACUUUCCAUAAAAGGAUUAUCAGGUGGUCUCAAUUAAGGAUUGCUCUCUUGCCACACCUGAUUAUUUUAGAGCCGUUGUCAGAAUGUAUGCUGAUGGGUGCUUGUGCUUCAUGGGCUAUAGAAUACUUAUUCGGAAUUAGUUCGAUGGGCGUGUUUUUAAUGCAUAUUUUAUUAUGGUUCUUGUUAGAUUAUACACUGUUGAGAGUAGUAGAGAAUGGUCCUUUACCUUUUUCCAAAUUUGAAUUUGUGGUAGCCUGGUUGAUGAGGGAGACAUUAGCUUUAUUUCUAACAUUACAAUCUCAUAGAAACACUAUCGUCAAAUGGAGACAUAAACAAUACAAACUCAACUGGGGCGGAAAGAUCGAAGAAGUAUAGUCGUAUUAACCAUUGUAAUCCAGUCAUCACAAGUCACAUGGGGCUCGCCAUGUCAUCAAAGUUCAUUCAUUAGCACUAAGGAAACGGAAUAUAUCACAGUGCUAGAAAUCGUCUUUUUUAUAUUUAGUGUAUUCAGUCCUACGCUCAAGUCAGUUAUGCGUUUGAUAUAACUGGGUAUUUCUGUAAAGCAUGAGCAUCAAGGUGACAGUGAUUGAGAAAUAAUAAGAUGAAUUGUAGAGCAAGGAAUUGCUCCUCUACAUGUAAUUAUUAGUGAUGCAUGCUUGAAGUAGUCUCUUCAUAUGUGAAUUGAUUUAAAUUCUGUAAGAUUCAUAAAAAUGAAUAUUGCUAUAGUGUGUGUUUGUUUUCU